UUUGCUUUUCGCCGUGGAUGGAGUCAAACGGAGACCGUUUCACUUGAGGUUGCUCAACCUUAAAGGCUUCGUCGCAAAAAUUGGGAGGCUGCCCCGUGCAGCCGCCAGGGAUUCGAUGGCCCACAUCAGUGGAGCGGCGUACUGUAAAUGAAGCAAGUCCUGUUCGAUUUGGGUUGCAAUUUCUGAAUCUACACCAUAACUUAGAUUGUUCUCCAUAUGAUGCACCGAAUUUCUUGUUUUUUGACAUUCUGGCAGGAUGUCAAAUAGGAUGAUGUCCGCAGUGUGUUUGCGGGCGACAGGGCUGGGGAGAUUGUCAGUCUUGGCGGGACAUUGAUAGACCUUGACUUUUCCCUGCUACAUCUCUCUGUCUCCUUGCUGUCUCUUUCUUGAUUUUUUUUCCCUCUCAGGAUUCAUUUCAAGGUCAUUCAGCCAGCGGACUGAAUCCACCUCUCGCCAUCAUGCCCGGGGGGAUGCAUCCGCCGUUGUCGGUGAUCGCAUCGUGGCCACCACGCAACACCGUCAACCCUGAGUCGCAUGGCCCCGCUGCCCUGGUGCUGGCUGCAGUUGUUGGGGGGAUGGCCUUCGUCACGGUGAUGGUUCGGCUGUACGCGCGUUGUUUCAUUCAGCACCAGGGCGGCAUAGAUGACAUCUUAAUAGCCCUGGCCUUGCUACCCACUCUGGGACUCAUCAUUGCAGUUCCCAUCGGCACCGAAGUGUACGGCGAGAAAUACCAUACGUGGGACAACACUGUGUCGGCGCUCAUCGGCGAGCGCAAAGUCGCGGUGGCGGCGGAGCUUUGCUAUGUGUUGGCCUCGGGGCUGAUCAAGUCGUCGGUGCUGCUGUUCUAUCGUCGCAUGAGCCAACGCACGGUCUCCCCGCGCUUCCGGGCGCUGAUCUGGGUGAGUAUCGCCUCGGUGAUCGCCUACAGCCUCGCCUUCGUGCUCGCCCUCUUUCUGUCGUGUCGACCCUUCCGGGCCUUCUGGCACCAGGUCGACCCGUUCUGGACAGUGACCCAUCACUACUCGUGCUACGACGAGGGCGCCCACCUGAUCACCGCCACCGCGAUCAGUCUCGCGCAGGACCUGCUGGCGACCACCUUGCCCGCGGUGUUUUGCAUUCGAUUGCACAUGCGCCGCCGGCAGAAACUGGCGCUGACGGCGGUCUUCUCGGUGGGGUAUUUGACGGCGGUGAUCGCGGGCAUCCGGGUUUUCUUUCUGUGGCGCAUGUACUACGAAUCGUACGAUGGCUCCUGGAUGGCCUGGUACUGCUGGGUGCUGGCCCUGCUGGAGGUGGCGCUGGCAGCCACCUCGGCCAGUCUCCCGGCUGUGAAGGUCUUCUUCCGAUGGUACAACGUCCCCGCCAGUCUGGCGGACAAGUUUCGGUCUUUCAAGUAUAGUCAUAGCUACAGUACCCGGAGCAGGCAGUCGGGGGUGACGAAGGGUUCACGGGCUUAUCGUGAUCGUCGGUCGAAUAACACGGAUCAGUCUCUGGUCACGAUGGCGGCCGAUCCGGAGAUGGAGCUGGAGUCGUUCACGCCGGGCUUGGAAGGAGAGUCCAAGGGUGCAUCGGAGCAGUGGCAGUGCGUGAGUAGAGAGACUGUAGUCAUUGCCGACGUUAAAAGGCGGGUGGACAACGAGGGUUACUUUUGCCGCGAGGAGGAAUGCCUCCGCUUCGCGCAUCCCAUCGCCUAAACGGGUUAACUUACCCG
Molecule: messenger RNA, 1708 nt
Organism: Aspergillus saccharolyticus JOP 1030-1
Lineage: Eukaryota; Fungi; Ascomycota; Eurotiomycetes; Eurotiales; Aspergillaceae
Exons: 5
Coding region: 459-1691 (410 amino acids)
Source: RefSeq, a predicted model, not a curated record